Molecule: messenger RNA, 780 nt
Organism: Condylostylus longicornis
Lineage: Eukaryota; Metazoa; Arthropoda; Insecta; Diptera; Dolichopodidae
Product: nucleoplasmin-like protein
Exons: 3
Coding region: 146-601 (151 amino acids)
Biological process (GO): chromatin remodeling
Cellular component (GO): cytoplasm; nucleoplasm; nucleolus
Molecular function (GO): histone binding; chromatin binding; RNA binding
Source: RefSeq, a predicted model, not a curated record
GUUGUCAGUUUUGCCGGUUCAAUAUUCACCUUUUUUAAUAGAUGACAAUUUGGUGAAGAAGUAAAAUUUUGUCAGACAUUUUCAAUAAAUCAUCUUUAAAAAAUUUGCUUAGUAGAAAUAAUCCACAUAAAAAACAUAAAUCAUCAUGUCUGAGGAAUCAUUUUAUGGCGUUACAUUAAAAGGAAAAGACGAUACCGUAGAAUGGGAUGUUUUGUCUAAUGAUGCAGAUUAUCCUAGAGGACAGAAAUUGAUAAUUAAACAAAUUUUGUUAGGGGCGGAAGCAGCAGAGGGAGAAUUCAAUGUAGUUGAGGUACACACUGUAAAAGAUUCACUAAAAAUUCCAAUUGCUGUAUUAAAAGCUGGUGAAACCCGUGCUGUUAAUCCAGAUAUUGAAUUUUAUGACACAUCAGUUACAUUCAAAUUGAUUCAGGGUAAUGGACCAGUUUAUAUUCUCGGGCAAAAUCUAAAAGAUGAUGUUGAAGUAGUUGAUAUGGAUUCAGAUGAAGAAGAUGAAGAUGAAGCUGAAGAAGAAGAAGUACCCAAAAAGAAAAUAAAAUUAGAUAACAAUGCUGAUGCAAAAGGAAAAAACAAAAAGAAAUAAACAAUUAAUUUUUAAUAUAAAUAUUAAGUAAAAAACAAAUAAAAACUAAUUAAAAAAUAAUAUUAAAAAAAAAAAAAACAAAAAAAUACAAAAAUUUGAAUUAAUAAAAUUACCCUUUAACACAUUCUUACUUUAUAAAUGUUAAGUCAAAAGUAGAAGGAUAAUAAAAAAAAACAAAA